UUUGAGUAUUGUAAAUGGUGUAGAGAGGAAAAAGGCGUUUAGGGAGCCAUCGUGGUUCGUGGAGGCGGAGCGAGGAGCCGCAUUGCCUGGCGGUGUUGGAACAGUCAUAUGUCUGUCCUAGUGGUCCCGGCGAAAAUGGCGGGGGAUCAGCAGCAAUUUCAGCAACUUUUGACUGGAUUACUAAGUGGGGAUAACAAGAUCCGACAGCAGGCCGAGAACACGUAUGACCAAAUUGCUGCAGACACAAAGUUUCAAUUACUAUUAACGAAUGUGGUAAACAAAGCGACCAGUGAAGAUGCUCGUACUAUGGCAGCAGUUCUCCUUAGAAGGCUUCUUACAACCAAUUUUGAUGAGGUUUUUCCCACAUUGCCACCAGAAGCUCAAGGGCAAGUUAGAGCACAGCUCCUAGCAUCUGUACAACAGGAGGAGGAUGCAAGUAUGCGUAAGAAACUUUGCGAUAUUAUCAGCGAACUCGCACAUAAUAUGAUCGAUGAUGAGGGCAACAAUAAAUGGCCCGAGUUCCUUCAGUUCCUGUUUGAAAGUGCAAGUUCCCCAUCCAUUGCUCACAAAGAAAUUGCACUAACACUCUUCAGCUUGGUACCAGGAGUAUUUGGCAAUCAGCAGCAGCAACAUUUGGGGAUGAUAAAAGCUAUGCUAACCACCUCUCUGGCAGACAAUACUAACGUUCCUCUCCAGGCUCUGGCAGUCAAGGCCACCGCAGCAUUUAUUCUCCUGCAUGACAAUGAGCCAAAUAUUCAGAAGAACUUUGCAGAUCUUCUCCCUCAGUUUCUUCAGAUCAUUGCCAAUAGCAUCCAGAUGGGUGAAGAUGAUGGUCUUCUGAAGUGCCUGGUGGAUUUGGCUGAAAGCUGUCCAAAAUUUUUAAGACCACAAGUGGAAACUAUAUUACAACUUGCAAUUAAGGCUUUACCAGAUCCUAAUGUUGGUGACAGUUGGAAGCACCUUCUCCUCGAGGUGGUGGUAACGCUGGCCGAGACUGCUCCUGCAAUGGUACGCAAAGCUGGAGCCAAGUACAUGAACACGCUCAUACCUCAAAUGCUCAAUAUGAUGACUGAUUUGGAGGAUGAAGAGGAAUGGAGUAUAAGUGAUGAACAAGCUGAAGAAGACAAUGACAGCAAUUCUGUUGUGGCCGAGUCAUCUCUAGAUCGCCUUGCCUGUGGUCUUGGUGGCAAAACAGUAUUGCCACACAUAAAUGCAACAUUGUCCCAGAUGUUACAAAGUGAUAACUGGAAAUGUCGACAUGCUGCACUAAUGGCGAUAUCAGCUGUUGGGGAAGGAUGUCAUAAACAAAUGGAAGGCAUGCUGCCACAGAUUAUGGAUGCAGUUAUUAGAUUCCUGCAAGAUCCCCAUCCCAGAGUUCGAUAUGCUGCUUGUAAUGCAAUUGGGCAGAUGGCAACAGACUUUGCACCCAUUUUUCAGAAGAAAUUCCACGAAAUUGUUGUUCCAGGCCUUUUGCACGUCAUGGAUGAUGGUGUAAAUCCACGUGUUCAGGCGCAUGCAGGGGCAGCUCUUGUCAACUUCUCAGAAGUUUGUCCAAAGAACAUCCUCACUACAUACCUUCCCACAAUUAUUGCGAAGCUGGAGAGUAUUCUUGCUGCAAAAUUUAAAGAGUUAAUGGAGUGUGGUACGAAAUUAGUGUUAGAGCAGGUUGUAACUACCGUUGCAUCUGUUGCUGAUACAGCCGAGGAGAAAUUUGUUGAAUAUUAUGAUCGCUUCAUCCCUUGCUUGAUGUACAUCAUUGAAAAUGCCAACUCGACAGAUUUAAGGCUUCUUCGAGGAAAGACUAUUGAAUGUGUAUCGCUGAUUGGUCUUGCAGUUGGAGCAGAUAAGUUCUUGACAGAUGCUGGAAAGAUGAUGGAUCUGCUUCUAAAAGCCCAAACUAACCGCGAAGAAAUGGCUGAUGAUGAUCCACAAGUCUCCUACCUCAUCUCUGCCUGGGCUCGGAUCUGCAAGAUUAUGGGAAAACGCUUUGAGCCAUACCUCCCACUAGUUAUGGGACCAGUCUUGAAGACAGCCUCUCUAAAACCAGAGGUCGCACUGUUAGAUAAUGAAGAUAUGAAUGCAGUGGAUGGCGAUGAUGAUUGGCAGUUCGUAUCCAUCGGGGAGCAGCAGAAUUUUGGCAUUCGUACAGCUGGGCUAGAGGAGAAAGCCACUGCAUGCCAAAUGCUUGUAUGUUAUGCUAGGGAACUAAAGGAAGGUUUUGCUGACUAUACAGAACAAGUUGUGAAAUUAAUGGUUCCAAUGCUUAAAUUCUACUUCCACGAUGGUGUAAGGACAGCAGCAGCAGAAUCUCUCCCAUUCCUGUUGGAAUGUGCAAAGAUAAAGGGCCCACAGUACUUGGCUGAAAUGUGGCAAUAUAUGUGCCCCGAGUUAUUGAAAGCAAUAGAGACAGAACCUGAAAGUGAAGUGUUGUCAGAACAUAUGUAUGCCAUGGCAAAGUGCAUAGAGGUUCUAGGUAUGGGUUGUCUUACAAAUGACCAGAUCAAUGAGCUUAUUAGAAUUGUUGAUAAAUCUCUUAAGGAACACUUUGAAAGGGCUGUAAAAAGACAAGAGCAACGGAAAGAUGAAGAUUAUGAUGAGGUUGUAGAAGAGCAGCUUUUAGACGAGGACGAUGAAGAUGUGUAUGUCUUGAGCAAGGUUGCCGACAUCACGCAUGCACUAUUUGCUGCGUAUGGUCAACAUUUCUUCCCCUUCUUUGAUGCACUUCUUCCUCACUUUGUAAAGCUAUUGGGUGAUGACAGACCAUGGCCAGAUCAUCAAUGGGGACUCUGCAUUUUUGAUGAUGUUAUUGAAUAUGGUGGCCCAGCAUGUGACAAGUACACUGAUCAUUUUCUUCAGGCAUUGCUGAAGUUUGUAGCAGAUAAACAAGGGGAAGUACGACAAGCAGCUGCUUAUGGUUGUGGUGUCUUGGGUCAGUUUGCUGGUCCAGCAUUUGCACCUGUGUGCGCUCAAGCCAUUCCUCUCUUGGUGCAAGUUAUUCAAAACCCAGAUGCUCGCAAUGAAGUCAAUUUGAACCCCACAGAGAAUGCUAUUGCUGCCGUUACAAAAAUUCUUAAAUACAAUGCAUCGGCAAUCAAUGUCGAUGAGGUAAUUCCAGUUUGGAUGUCAUGGUUGCCUGUUUGGGAAGAUACAGAUGAAGCUCCACAUGUAUAUGGAUAUCUGUGCGACUUGAUUGAUGGGAAUCAUCCACUUGUCCUAGGACUAAAUAAUUCUAAUUUACCAAGGCUAAUGGCCAUCUUCUCAGAGGCAUUUAGGAGGGAAGCAGUGGAGAAAGACGCAGAUGUAACAAAACGCAUGCUCAACAUUGUUCGACAAUUACAAGCCAACCCAGACAUGUUCCAGGCAUGCAUAAGUCAGUUAACGCAAGAGCAGCAAGUUGCACUGCACCAAUAUCUUACCACGUAGUUCAUUAUUCUUAUCUAUAGGCCUUCAAUUGUUUAGCUUUGUUUCAGUUUAUAAUAAAGCAUGUUAUACAUUUGCUACAAUAAGAAUUGAAAAAGUUGAUAGUGUACCUUUGCUAUUAUAUCCAGAGCACGAUGCAUCUUCAGAGAAUCACCUGCUGCAUAAUUUUAUUGUCACUUAUGAGGUUUCCUUUGAUGCUAAUGCCAUUAUAGGUUUAUUUUUGUAAAUUAUUCCUUAUAAGGUUUAUUGCAUCACUCUUUACUGAGGUUGAAGUUCAGGUGAUAUAGCUUUUACAAGGCAGCCAUUAUGUUUCCCUUAGUGAAAUAACUUUAAUAAUGUGAUUUGGAAGAAAGAAGAUAUGAUAAUGUUUGUUGUUAUCUGAAAUUGUUUAUAAGUGAUAUUUGAUAUUUAGUAAUAAGUAAAUUUCAAAAUAUUACACAAAAGUUCGCAUUGUUUUUGUUCAUCAGAGAUAUUUAGAAUAGUUCAUAACAGUAAGUUUGCUCUGAUAUUUUAAUAUCAUACACUGCGUGUAUAGUAAAAUAUAUAUUUAUAGGUAGAGAAUUUUUCCUACCGAUUCCAUUUUUUGAUUGGAGGGUUAUUUAGGGAAUGGGUAGCACCUUAUAUUUUCAUUUGGUCGUAGUAUGAAGCGUGAUUUUCAUGGACUCUGAUGGUUUUGGGAACUAUUUUACCCAAGCACAUUUUUUUCUGGAUCUUGAAAUAAUAGAUGUGGUGUUCGUGAAUUUAUUCACUUGCUGUCUGAAUAGCAAAGAAUUUAUUUAUUAUGGAUCAUUCCAAAUUGUGGUAGUAGCUACACGGGUGACUGCGGUGGUCUAGUGUCCCUAAGUGCACAUUCAUCCCUAAAAAAAAAAAAAUACUAUCUAGGGACAAUUUCACAGCAUUGGCACAGUGUCCCUCUUAUAUGCCAGCUUAACCUUGUUAGUAAAAUACUCUGGUUUGGGAUAUGAUAAUGCGUGUAAUUCUUAUUUAUAUUGCUGUUUUCUAUCGAAAACUAGUGUAAUCCAGUGAUAUUUAAUAUAAAAAUGCCCGUUACCAUAGCUUAUCUGUUAUGUGAGAUGAUGUCUUUGUUACAGAUUUGUAUGGGUUAACAUUCGUAUUUGGAAUAUAUAUUUUGUGAAAUUGUAUUAACAUGGGUAGGUAUGAUAACUUACUCUUUUUGUCUUGUAUGGCAAUGUACUCUGGAUAAAAAAUACUUUUUGUGGGUGCUCUGCCUUUCGCAGACUUUAUUAUCAAUUGUUGCUUGUUAUGUCUGUCAGAAAGAGAAAAAAAAAUGCAAAUAUUCUUAGUGUGGCUUGCUAUGUCUGGAUAUUUGUUGUUGGAAUUUAAAGUUUCAUAAUGGUACUUUAUUUUCUUGAUAUUAAAAUUGGCAGUCCAGUAAAACAGAAAUUGUGUGGUUAUUGACAGUGGUUAAUCAUUAUUUAUUUUUUCUCAUGACAUGAAUGGUCUGAAGCCUAAAGUAAAAUGUGAACGUUGAUCUUAGGCCUAGUUAGUUUUUGAGUCGGUCAUUUUGGAAGCAGAGCACCUUUAACACAUCAGUAUAAGUACCAAAGAAAAGCUUGCGGAAUCCCGUAGUUUGGUGUCUUUUUAACAUUAUCCCAAAUUCUGGAACUCCUUCAGCUUACUUCUUACCAAACUAUCUUGCUCACGUGUCUAGUUACUCUGAGGAGACUUUUAGGUACUUAGUGUUCAAUAAUUAAUUUUUGGAAUGGAUUAAUUAUGACAAACUUAUAAAAUACUUCCAUAUAAAUUUCAUACUUUAUAAUUUCACAACCAACCAGUUUUGAGGUUUCAAUUUGACUACCUCUCCUAUUUUUCUGCUCUGUGAGUAGAGAAUUUUCUUGCCUUAUAGAAAGUUGUGUGGUGGUUUGGCUGAGAGUGCCACUUAAAUGUAAGAAUUAUUGCUGAAGUAGUGGUGUGGAAUUUGGUGGUUCGUACCUCUGCAUGUCACACUGUCUCAGGUCCCAACUUCUGAUGCUGCUCUUCCCUGGUCAUGUGCUGUGGGCCUAUUUUUAUACAUAUCUAGCCAGCUCGCAUCUAGGGGUUUUGUAGAAGCUUGAGAAGUAGGGAUUCACACAAUCACUCGUUUCAUUACAGUUUAUGUACCUCGGAAUAAUAAUUUGGGGCCCCCUAUCAUUUGCAUUGUACAUAUAUAUCUUUGGUUGUCUGGCUCCUUUGUUAUUCUGUGAGCUUGCACAUACCCUCUCCAGUUCUUUUGUGUGUUCCAGGGUAAUUUGACAGUCUUGAGUCUCGUAGCAUGUUUCUUUCCAGUCAGCCCUCGGUAGCUAGUUAUUUCCAAAAACAAGUAGAGUAAUUUAGGAAGAUUCUUACAGGCAUUACGGUUAAAAGAUCUGCCUAAUGCAGGAUAUAUAUGCAUUUCUUUAUAGAAACGAAUUGUAAUUUUACCCAUUAAAUAAAAAGUGGAAUGUAGUAAAAUACAUGGAUAUCACUCAAUAUGCUAGAUGUUGCCAGAAUUUUGUGCUCAUAAGCUUAAAGAUCUAUGCAUGAGUGGCUGGCUUUAAUAAAGGGUUAUGUAGACCAUUUGUUGACAAUUAUAACAGAAUAUUUAAAGCAUUUAAAGAAUUUUAAUACACUUAUUGGCUGUCUUGGGCAAGUUGUGAUAAUUUCCAAACACACUUUCUGAUCAAGACAUCCAUUAAGGUAUUUGCAAUAUUUGAGACCACUGCUCCUUAAAUGAACUUAAUUUUUUUAGAUUGAGAGCCUCGUGGCAAAUACGUUUGAGGCCUAUUGUAAAUAAACUUCCACUCCGUAUCAAUAAAUUGUAUCAUCUGC
Procambarus clarkii (red swamp crayfish) is the source of this 6228-nucleotide messenger RNA. It is a transcript of the gene Karybeta3, whose product is annotated as karyopherin beta 3. Gene Ontology annotation, molecular function: small GTPase binding; nuclear import signal receptor activity. Lineage: Eukaryota; Metazoa; Arthropoda; Malacostraca; Decapoda; Cambaridae. The record is from RefSeq and is a predicted model, not a curated record. Gene Ontology annotation, biological process: protein import into nucleus. Gene Ontology annotation, cellular component: cytoplasm; nucleus.